Messenger RNA from Physella acuta, 3169 nucleotides. RefSeq lists its product as uncharacterized. The record is from RefSeq and is a predicted model, not a curated record. NCBI's taxonomy places the organism in Eukaryota, Metazoa, Mollusca, Gastropoda, Physidae.
AGCUCUAGGCCGGACCCACCGCUGAGAUGGGAUCUAAAGGCGGUCCUAAAAAGCUGAAUAAGGCGAAGUCCAUAACCCUCACAGUCACCGAGUCUAUCCCGUCUUCCUCAGUACUCACCGAAGUUACACACGAUCCGUAUCAGGAGCUCAGGUACUCCCCAACCUACCAGCGACUCUCACCCACAUUUGAGCUCCCUCCCACCACAAGGCAAGUUUUUGUCUUAAAAAAGAAACCCAGCCCCCGAGAAUCCGCGCAAGAUGCGACCAUCAGCGACUCAGCAGCGCCCAAUGACCCACCAGCGCCCAAUGACCCACCAGCGCCCAAUGACCCACAAGCGCCCAAUGACCCACCAAGGGUGCCAAUUGACCCGCGAAUGUCUACUGUGCCGAAAGGGGCCAAUAGUCAGAGACCAUCUGCCCUGCCCCGAAUGUCCAUUGAGCCGAGAUCCAAAGAGCUUUCAAAGUCGAGCGUGUGUGAUAAGCGACCACGACACGCCAGGCUGAAAGAAAAAGAAGUCCUGAUGCUGAGCACUGAAAUUGUCAACCACAAGCCCAUGACUAGAUGGGUUGCGCCAUCGGAACUUCCCGCUGAGCCGGAGCCGAUUCAAGUUCUGAAGCACAUCAAACCCACGGGCUUUUACCUCAACCGUCAGUUGGAGGAAAGCCAGAGGAAACAAGCCAAUCACCUGGCACGAUUUGAGAAGCGAAAGACGAACAGUUGAAGCAAGAAAACUACAUCAUGGCUGUAACAGGCAAGUACCGCGAGAGUCUGCUGCUACGGAAAAAACAACUUCUGCCCAAUAUUUUACCGUGCGGGGAGGAAAGGUCUAUCAUGCGUAUGGAGAGAGCCGUCUGUACCGGCACGGAGUCGGAGCGAGGUUUUGUGAACGUACCGAGAUGUACCAAAUAUGGCCUGAUCCCCAUCAAGACGAAGAGGGAGAAAGGCUUUACCAUAGAGACGGACUGGAUUGGCUGUCCUGAGGUGACUGACGUCAUAUUCAACAAGCUGGGCAUAUCUGCCCGAUCUGUGAACCAGCUGCCCUUCACGUGCCCCCAGUGGGGGUGUGGGGGGUUUUUCCCGUCUAUGCCGCAGCUGGGGAUCGUCAACAGGGUGGAGCACCCGCCGGAGCCCUUCUUGACUGGGACGCCGACGCAGGAUGAACUGAAGGAGCCGUCCUACUCCCCCACAACCCACACGCAGAGGGGCGGCACGCAGGAGAUCGUGGAUGAAGGGGUGCAGUGUCACGUGGGUCUGGUGCUUGGCAACGCCGACAUGACCUGGUCCCAAGAGCCUGAGAGGAAGCUGAAGACUUGGAUCAUUGAGAUGGGAUGCGUGGCCAGCUUAGGAAAGAACGGAAUCAGCUCCAUAAAAAUGACAAACACCGGCACUACCGCUAUAUAUUUUAACUGGCAGUUGAAAGAAAGGCCCGAUACAUUUCAGCUGGAUAAAUAUAAAGUCGUCAGGUUUGUCUUCGAUAACGGUGGAGGUGUAAUACUUCCAGGUGAGACCUUCAGGGUGCCGUUUGUUUACAGAAGUAUCGAGCGGGGGUUCUACUCACAGGACUGGCUUCUGGUGACACGGCCAGUCCUUGAAAAUGGCGCCGAGAUCAUCCUGCGACUGUGGGGCAUCACCCAUGUCAUGUACAUGUACAGGGACGCUGUGUUAGCCAUUGACAAAAUGCUGGAGAAACGACAGGGCAACGCCAUCGUCGAACACAGAGUGGAGAAAAUUAUCAACUACCUGCCGCUCAAAGAGGUCCCAUUAAAUGAGAAAAGAUUUCUAAUCGUUCACGAAGGACCGGACCUGUUCAGUGUGUUGAACCCAAGAUUUAAAUACCACACGGCAGAAGUCUUUCGUCUGGGUAAAAUGCUGGAGGUUCUGGAAUUAACAAAACAGAAGCAAGAGAUGGAGCAGAAGUUCAGCUUCCUAAAGAACAUCGUCCUCGACACGAGCAUCAAGGCGUUUGGUACCUCGUCAGACAGCGUAUCUGAACAGCCAGACAGCACUGUCGCCGAGUCCACCACAGCGGAUGAACAAACGGAAGACGAGGACAUGUACACCACCCACGAAGAAGACGAAGAAGAUGAUGAGUAUGUGAAAGACGAUACGACCGUGGAGGAAGAGGAAGCGGCGGAAGAGUACCCCCGGCUGAAACAGACGGGAGACUUGAGCGUCAACGUGAUGAUCUGGGCAAACUUCCUGGAGAGGAAGUGCAACCCGGACGCCAAGAGCUACAAGAGACACCUGCAGAGUAAACACGAGGCUAUGUCCAGCUCGAGGCUGAGGGUGGCCCCCGUCAACCUGACCAACUACAACUUCUCUGUGGACGAGCUGCGGACCAAAAUCUUAAACAUCGAGAGCAGCGAGCAGCAGGAGGCCUUCUACGACUUGUUCGCUGAGGAGACCGAGAAGCUGUUGUUUAGUCCUUUCCUGGCUGAUUUGAAUUGGAAGAAGCUUGUGGUUGGCUCAAUGUUUGGGGAACUGUUGGUCACGUUUGAGGAGUUCGCCACAACUUUAAAGGCUAAAUGCCUAGAAGGUCAGGCCCAGGAGCAGAUGAAUGCGGCGAGGAGCGAGUCUAUGGAUGUAGCGAGUGAUGAGGGUUCUACCAAGGAGGCGCUGCCCUCUGAAUCCAAGGAGCCGUUGCCCACUGAAACUUUGCUCACCAAAAGUGCUAGUAGAGUGUCCAGCAGGAAGAAUACAAACGCUGAUUUAAGUCGACGAAGUACAAACGUGUCAUUUACUCCAAAAACUCAAUCCGAUACACUCUUGCCCAAAGAGGUCGUCACUCUAUCGCCGUACAGGUACAAAAAUCAAUAUUACGACAGGCUUUACUGCAGAAUGUACCAGCUUCUCUCCGAGCUUGUUGAUAAAAUGGAUACAUUGUUCGCACAGCACACCAGUAACCUGAAGCUGGACCCCGAGAAUCUGAACUUCACCAAGGUACGAGAUAUCCCGCUCAGCUCGGUCCGCCCCGAGGACAUGCUAGAGGCACCCCUGCCCCCGGCCUGGGUGCGAAUGGCACAACGAAUGGACACCGUCCAGUCAUCCAUCAAAGAGCGACGAAACAGCAUUGACCUUUAGACUGUUUUGUUUACCUGUUUUGAUAGAUAUAUAUGUAUACACUAAUACACUGUUUUGUUUACUUGUUUUGAUAGAAAUAUAUUUACA